AUGAGUUCUCCUUGGCCUUUCUUAGCGUGGGGAAUGGACGUCAUAGGACCCAUUGAGCCUUCAACCUCCAACGGGCAUCGCUUCAUCUUAGUCUCUAUAGACUACUUCACCAAAUCGGUAGAGGCGACUUCCCACAAAUCAGUGACCAAGAAAGUCGUGGCUGACUUUGUCAAGAACAAUCUGAUAUGUCGCUUCGGUGUGCCAGAAUCUAUCAUCACGGAUAAUGGUGUCAAUCUGAAUAGCCAUUUGAUGAAGGAUAUCAGUGAGCAAUUCAAAAUCACUCACGAGAACUCUACUGCCUACCGGCCGCAGAUGAAUGGAGCCAUGGAAGCUGCCAAGAAGAACAUCAAAAGGAUUUUGAGGAAGAUGGUUGACAACUACAAGAAUUGGCACAAGCAGCUGCCUUAUGCUCUGUUGGGAUACAGAGCAACGACCAGAACUUCAACUGGGGCAACCCCAUACCUCUUCGUUUACGGUACAGAAGCGGAUAUACCCGCAGAAGUGGAAAUCCCUUCACUCAGGAUCAUCCAAGAGGCAGAACUGAAGGAUGCAGAAUGGGUCAAGAACCGUUAUGAACAAUUGGCCAUGAUAGAGGAAAAAAGAAUGGUGGCACACAAUUGCAUCCCAGAAACAUCUGUCGAAAUACCAAGCCCAAGGAGGUUCGGGGAGCAUCAAGAGGAAGCAGUAGGCAUGAAGACAAUGAAGUUAAUCGGCGUCUUAGGAAACUCACAAUUUCUCUGUAGAUGCAGGUUUUUCCUUUACAGGACAACAGAUACACCACCAACAAGCUUACUCACAGCAAAAGUGAAAGGCAAGAACCCUAAUGGAGGAGGGAGAUCAAAAGGAUCACAACAAAAACGGGUAAUAAAGACGCAUCUGACCAAAAGGGUCACACAAAGAAUGAACAACAAAGGUGUAUCAGACCAAAAGGGCCACAAUGGAUGA
Molecule: messenger RNA, 945 nt
Organism: Lycium ferocissimum
Lineage: Eukaryota; Viridiplantae; Streptophyta; Magnoliopsida; Solanales; Solanaceae
Exons: 2
Coding region: 1-945 (314 amino acids)
Biological process (GO): DNA integration
Molecular function (GO): nucleic acid binding
Source: RefSeq, a predicted model, not a curated record